Molecule: messenger RNA, 1417 nt
Organism: Gymnodraco acuticeps
Lineage: Eukaryota; Metazoa; Chordata; Actinopteri; Perciformes; Bathydraconidae
Product: caspase activity and apoptosis inhibitor 1
Exons: 6
Coding region: 157-1131 (324 amino acids)
Source: RefSeq, a predicted model, not a curated record
CUGAUGACAGCUUUUGCCGCGACAUUCAAAAUGGAAGUAUAGCUCGGGAUAUAAAACAGCUCUCUGUAACAGCGGCAGUGUUUUUUCAGCUCUCAGUAGAAGCACAGGUGUGUUUCAGCUUUCUUUCGGUGUGCUCCAGGUGUGUUUACCCUGACAAUGCUGAAGAAGAAGGCCAGCAGCGCAGAGAAGAGGCGGAAACAGUCUCAGACCGAAGAGCGAGCCGACAACAACAAACGCAGAUGUGCGGAUGCUAACUCCGAGGGCUCUAAGGAUGAUAUGGCGGACGCAGAGCUGGACCGGAUCGGCAGCGACAUCGAGGAGGGGGGGCUGGACCUCAGCCUGGCCUUCCAGCCCAUCACCGCCUACGUCGCUGACAAGAAGGAGAUGUUGCAGCAAUGUCUGCACGUCCUCGGGGAGAAGAAGUUACGCAAGAUGCUGCCCGAGGAACUCAAGGACUAUAAUUUAGAGGAAAUCAAAAAGAUGUGCUGGGAUCAACUGGAGCCCAUCUCAGAGCAAAAUCUCAUUCAGAUUCUAGCAGGGGAAGACCUGACAUCUGGAAACACAGAGGAGACUUUAGAAAGCCAGCAAGACAAUAAUGUGGACUCUACAUCUAGCUUAAAAGAAACUGCAAAACCUGAGGACCCUAAACAAGAGGGAUCAGGUGAGGAGAGUGACGUCCUCAGUAUAAACGCAGACACUUACGACAGUGACAUAGAGGGGCAUAAAGAGGAGCAGGGUAAAGCUGUGGAGGGGGAGGUAAAGGCAGCUGCUGUCGACCCAGCUUCUGUAAACCCAGCUGCCGUAACCCCAGCUACUAUAAACCCUGCCCCCCCCACUGCCCCACCUGCAGAAGCAAAGAAAGACCUGCAGAGCGACAUAGACCGGAGUGUCAGUGAGAUCUUGGCCCUCUCUGCAGGCACAGAGGAGGCUAAAGAGCAGAGUGUGGCCCCUCCUCAGUGCACUGAUGUUAGCUCACCUGUUGUUCCCCCCGUGUCAGGCCGGGCCCCUGCAGGAGGCCCCCCUUCCCUGCAGCAGCUGGAGCUCCUGGAGCUGGAGAUGAGGGCCAGAGCCAUCAAGGCCCUGAUGAAAGCUAGUGAUGGGAAAAAGCUUUGUGUGGCAAAAAAUGUGUAGUAUGCUUUAUUUGUUGUUGGUUUGCUGAUUUGUGUUAUUACUCCAUAUUGGAAUGAUUCUGCAGACUGUUUAACGCAGAAUAGAACACAUCUGAUAUGAUUAACAUUAUGGGGUCUGCCCAUGUACUGUUGUGUUUGGCCACUAGAUGGCAGUGUGCACCUGCAGUACAGUUGAGGUGAUGUGUCUGAAGAGCAAGAGGGGUAUCUAGUAUCUACUCACAUUACAGCCGAAAUGCACACGUUUUUUUUUUUAAAACAUAAUGUUAUUUUUGGUUUACAAUUUGUCC